GAUGUGAAUUGCCGGCCACGCUGGGCGAUUUGUAUUUGCUCAGCACUCAGCUCAUAGAAAGACUAAAGUUCAACGGUUCAACUCGAGGCUAACAGAGUACAGAACAGAGGGACGGACCGACGGAUAUCUUCCAUUUUGUUUGUGAAAGGCUCUCCACUCCACUGUCACUCUCCAACUCUCCAGCUCCCUGAAUGGCGGACACAAGCCUUCUCUUUCUGGUUCUCAUCCUCCUGCCUCCUCUUGCUCUCCUUCUCACUCUAACCAUACUCGUCCGCCCUCGUCCCGUCAAGAUUCCGAUCAAGGGCCGCCAUGUCUUCAUCACCGGUGGAUCAAGUGGUAUUGGCCUCGCCCUGGCCCACCAAGCCGCAUCAGAGGGUGCCCGAGUCUCCAUCCUUGCUCGCAAGGCAGACAAGCUCGAAGAGGCUCGGAACUCCAUCCGCCUCUCCACCGGUAUCGAUGUCGCAGUCUUUAGCGUUGAUGUCCGAGACUCCGAUGCCGUCCAACGAGCGAUCGAUGAAGCGGACCCCAUUGAUAUACUUAUAUGCAAUCAAGGGGUCUUUAUUCCCCAAGAGCUGGAAUUGCAGAGCUUGGAGACUGUUAAAUUCAUGAUCGAUGUGAACUUGAUGGGAACUUUUCAUCUCAUUAAGUCUGCUCUUCCUAAUAUGAAGAACAGAGGGGAUCGUCGACCUGCCUCGAUUGCUAUCAUGUCAUCUCAAGCCGGUCAGGUGGGCAUCUAUGGUUACACAGCUUAUUCAGCUAGCAAAUUUGGUCUUCGUGGGCUGGGAGAGGCAUUGCAGCAAGAAGUCAUUGCAGACAACAUUCAUGUAUCACUUAUAUUCCCUCCAGAUACUGAAACUCCAGGCUUUUUGGAAGAAACCAAGACAAGACCACUUCUAACCAGUAUAAUUGCAGCCUCGUCUGGUGCAAUGAAGGCUGAUGAAGUUGCUAAAAAGGCUCUAGAUGGCAUAAAAUCAGGGAGAUUCAUUGUCCCUUGCAACCUUGAUGGAUUCUUGCUGUCUAUUGCAACUGCUGGUUUAUCACCACAGAGAUCACCCCUGAUGGCAUUUAUUGAGGUGGUUUCUGCUGGUGCUCUACGUAUUGGAGCUCUGUUUUUCCAAUGGAAUUGGUAUGGAAGUAUAGCAAGGUGGCAUGCCCAAAAGACUAGGGCUUAAGGUGAUGAUGGAUGUUGAUACUUGUUCCUUUGAAUGAUUGAUGGUGUCCAUGUAGAUGGCUUUUGUUUCUCUUGCUAAGGCCAUGUAAGGUAUAGAAGGCAGUGUUUGUACCAUAAACCAGUUCCAGAUGUUGAGGCACCAAAUUGUUUCUUCAUUAUCGAUGUU
Nelumbo nucifera (sacred lotus) is the source of this 1337-nucleotide messenger RNA. RefSeq names its product NAD(P)-binding Rossmann-fold superfamily protein (gene TSC10A). Gene Ontology annotation, biological process: sphingolipid biosynthetic process. The record is from RefSeq and is a predicted model, not a curated record. Lineage: Eukaryota; Viridiplantae; Streptophyta; Magnoliopsida; Proteales; Nelumbonaceae. Gene Ontology annotation, cellular component: endoplasmic reticulum membrane. Gene Ontology annotation, molecular function: RNA-DNA hybrid ribonuclease activity; nucleic acid binding; 3-dehydrosphinganine reductase activity.